Phlebotomus papatasi is the source of this 1482-nucleotide messenger RNA. Its product is annotated as chymotrypsinogen A-like. Gene Ontology annotation, biological process: proteolysis. The coding region runs from base 70 to 885 and encodes 271 amino acids. NCBI's taxonomy places the organism in Eukaryota, Metazoa, Arthropoda, Insecta, Diptera, Psychodidae. The transcript is spliced from 2 exons. Gene Ontology annotation, molecular function: serine-type endopeptidase activity. The record is from RefSeq and is a predicted model, not a curated record.
AGUCAUUAUAGUUAUCAGAGCAGCAAGGUAUAUACCAGGAGAAGGCCAUUAUAGUGAAACAGUACAAAUAUGAAAAUAUUCGUGAUAUUUUCGGUUUUUAUUGACAACUUAUGGGUUGUGUCCACGAAUGAUAUGAGCUCCCCUCUGUCCUUUAUCAGCGAGAGAAUUGCAAAUGGUCAGGAUGCUGCUUUCCAUGAAUUUCCAUUUGCGUGCUCCUUGAAGUGGGGAUUCCUUGGCGACCUAUCCCACAUCUGUGGCAGCUCUAUAAUUAAUUCCAACUGGGUUGUAACAGCCGCCAAUUGCAAACCAUACUCUUUGGGAACUUAUCAUGUAGUUUGUGGUAUAACAGAUCGUACCAUCAUCAGAAAUCAGCAAGAACGAAAAGUUGAUAGAUUUAUCGUUCAUCAUAAUUACGCAGGAGGUAUGUCUCUCAAUGACAUAGCUCUUGCUAAUUUCGAUGAGAGUCUUACCUUCAAUGAAUACGUUCAGCCUAUCGCAUUGCCAGAUGGUUCUCUAACCGAAGGCACCGCUACCGUAAUCGGAUGGGGCUUACGCUACACCCUCCAAAUUGACAGUACAAAUCAUUUGCAGCGCGGCGAAGUUCCCAUUGUUAACAACGAUGAAUGUUGCAAUCUUCUGACCAGUCUUGUUCCGGACGCCUGCAGUAAAAUCGAUGCAACUACCAUAUGCGCCGGUGGUGGUCAAGUUCAUACUUGCUCUGGUGAUUCUGGUGGACCUCUUGUAAAGAAAGUGAACGACCAAUGGACUAUUUAUGGCAUUGUGAGCUGGGGAUCCCUAGUAUGUGACGUUAAUAUUAUAAAUCCUCCUACCGUCUACACAGAUGUCUACGCUCACUUAGAUUUUAUUAACCAACACAUAAAUUAAUUUGUAAAUUAAUUAAUUUAACAUUAUAAAUUAAUGAAUUGGUCAAAGCAAUUCAAUAAGUAUUUGUUUUGAGAAUUUGUUUCUAAUCUUCUAUCUUCUUCUUAUCUAAUUUACUUAAUGGUUAUGAAGUGUAAUUUACAAUCCUGAAAAAUUUUGAAAACUUCAAUCAAUGACCGUAUAAAUUUAUCUUACCAUAUUCUUAAACUAAAGUUUUUUUUUUUGUUUGAUAUGAAUAAAAUGUAAUGAACUAACCUAAAAGGUUUAGGUUAGACAUUUUAUUGUUUUUCAGUUUUAUUUUCAUUAUUAACUUUCCGUCAUUGAACAGCUUCUCGUCCUUAAAGGGUUAAAAUUAAAUCUUGUAACUUUCCAAAGAUAUAGAAACAAAUUAUCCAGAUAUAUUCAGAUUGAACUUUCCAGACAAUCAAAUGUUUGUGGAGAAUAGAUCACAGAAAGUUCCAUUAAAGAUGCUUAAUUACUUUCUCACAAUAACACAGCAACUCUCUAACAUUUUCAGUAUACUUCUGACUCUGAUGUUGUUAAACCUUAUAGUGAUUUACAGUUGAUUUAAGACAAUAAAGGCAACAAUAAGGAUGUGUA